This is a messenger RNA of Mesorhabditis belari, 4323 nucleotides long. The record is from the annotation of a GenBank genome assembly. NCBI's taxonomy places the organism in Eukaryota, Metazoa, Nematoda, Chromadorea, Rhabditida, Rhabditidae.
AUGUCUGUAUUGAAAGACAUUUUGGAAAAAGGCUAUGUCGACCCAGAGAUAUUGGAGGCGCUCGAUGAAGAACAAAAGCAAAUGCUGUUCAUUCAGAUGCGGCAAGAACAAAUGAGGAAAUAUCAAUUAUAUGAGGAGCAAUUGGAGCGAGACGGCUUGCCCCUGCGGAAGCAAAAAAAGAAAGGAGUGCGAUGGCGAUCCGGCGUGGACGGCGAUGUUUGGGUGUGGGUAAUGGGUGACCAUCCCGAGGAUAAGAGCAUCGAAGAAAUUCUUGAAGAAGAGGCAAGACGAGAGGCUAGGACGCGUGCGCUCCAAGAACUUGAGCAUCAAGUCGACGAAAGUAUGGAAGAAGCGUUGAAGGCACAACUUGGAAAUUUGCGCGUUGGACUGACGGGCUCGGUCUACGACGAUAGUGAUCUGAGUUGGGAAGAUCAGCUGGUCAACAAACCGCCUCUUUUAUUGCAACCCCAGGGCACACCUUUGAGUGCUUUGAUUCGAAAUUGGGAAAAGGUCGGGAUUGGAUUACAGAAAUCACCCGUAAACGGAAAACCGACGACUUCAAUGAAUAACAAUGGAUAUCGAGAAGAGGCUCACACCAACGAGGGAGCAGCAACACCACAGAAGGCAAUUGUCACGACGUUCAGCAUACCAACACCUCAAGUGGCCGUGAUUGGUGCCAAAGGUGCUUCUGUACGAAAUGCUCGAGGUCCACCGCCUCCUGUACCUGUCAGGCCAGCACAAUUCCCAUCAGUCACAAAAUCUCCGCAGACACAAAAUGUUCAGCCCCUACAAACACUAGAUCUACAAAAUGUAAAAAACGAGAAACAAAAUGGAACGAAUGGCAGUGUGCGGCUUAGAGCUCAGAAAGCGUUAACUCCAGAAGAAGCCAGCGAUGAAGUUAAUAAAAGAGAAUCCGAAAUUUUCCAAACAAUACGAGAAAAACAUGAACAGCUACGGAAAGAAGCUGAAGCAGAGGCCGAGCGUGAACGACUGGCAUGGGAAGAACAAGAAAGAAAAUCACGAGAAGCCGAAGCUGCAAUUAGAUCGAUUGCGCAAAAAGCCCGAGAGCAACACAGACAACUUCUGCGAACAUCGACCUCCAUUCUACCUGCUUUGGCUGACACGAAAGCCACCAGUCUACGAGAAGCAAUCAAAAACUUACCUCGUCCGCCGCGACCAAAAAACAAAGAAGAAAUAGUCACUUGGUUUAAAAAGAAUGAACUUCCUCGUGGCACCGGACUUGAUCCAAAAACGGGAUUGCCGGCGCCUUGGUUUCAUGGAAUCAUUUCAAGAGAUGCUUCAGAGCAAUUACUUGUGGGGAAACCAACCGGCUCAUUUCUUGUUCGAGUUUCCGAGCGCAUUUGGGGAUACACUGUGUCGUAUGUUGUUGGAAAUGGUUCGUGUAAACACUUUCUGAUCGAACGCAUCGAACAAGGCUAUCAGUUUUUGGGAACAAAUCAAAUCGUUCACGACUCCCUCUUUGAUUUGAUUGUCUAUCACGAGUCGGCUCCAAUAACUGCAAAAGGAGGAGAGAUCUUGAAAUGGUUCGUUGGACAAAUUGGGCGUCCUGCUGACUACAUCGAUUUAUUUCCCGAGCCCAUCAACAACAAUCACUCGGCCAUCGGUGGAACUUUGCAAAAAGGUGAUGAUGCGCGCCCAGCGCUUCUCACAGCAUCACAACUAUUAAAUGAAUGUUUAUCCGAUACAAAAUAUGAGUUAACGGAGCGACAGGCUUGUCUUCAAGCAACUACGUCAGCUCUCCGGGUUAUCUUUGAACAAGCCGUGGCAACAAACAAUGUGGUUAAGACUCAUGAUAGAUAUGCCCAAAUCAUUAUUUCACUUUUUGGUACAAAUCAAUCACAGGAGUUUCUUGAUGUUUUACAAUGGAAACAUCUUCGACCAUUAAUUUCUUCGAUGCUUUACAUUUUGGAUCAAAAAGAAUUGAAUCGAGAUUUGUUAUUGGAAGCACUGGAAAUGUUGUUAACACACGCCGAAACAGCAUUAACGGAAGAUCUAUACAAUGUCGCGUUUUUGCCGGGAAUUGGAAAGCUCACCUCUACAUUGCUCACACAUUUAACGAUUGAUUCAUUGCGCUCAAAUAAGAGGGUCAAGACGGUUCGGAUUUUAUCUCAAAUGCUUUCAAAGGCACCCGUCCACAUUCUCACAUCGGUUCUCCCAGGAACUUUAUCUAAAUUAUCCGAAGUAUUGUGCGAUCCCAACAGUGUGCAGGCCAUUUUGACAGUUUGUCUUAUGAUAUUCAAAGAUUGCAUAUUGAGCGCAUUUUUGGCUCCUACAACCACCGACAAGAAUUUUACGUCUGAGGGUCAAAUUGAUAGUGAAAUCAACAAGGCAAAAUCUCUUCUGAUCGAAAGAAAUGAAGACUGGAGAGCUAAAUCAACUUCGAGAAUCAAUAGCAUGAUUCGGAGAUUCUCAGCUAACCUUGUUAUUCACGAUUCGACCGUUGUUCGUCUGCAGUUGUUGGAUUUUCUUCGAGAAUUGAGUGCUCACGCGGAAAUGUUUGGAGAAGAGUUUCAAAGAAUUGUUAUUGAUACUUCUAUACUUUUGGCAAAUGAUGAAGAUGAUGGUGUUAAAGAAAUGGCCAACCAGGUUUUGUUGAAAAUUAAAGAGGAGAAUCAAGACUUCUAUUCACUUCGCAUUCAUACCCUUUUUUCAGAAGUCAAAAAUGAUCUGUUAAAGUUACCCGAGAAAACAAUCUGCUCAAGGCCAUUGCUUUCACAGGUUUUGUCCUUAGUGAAGCUAUUCCCUGAUUUCCGAAUUCUGUAUUUGGAUGGGACAAUGGCUGAAUUCAUCACGGCGGUUGCUCGAGUGGUGCGUGUGGAUAUUGAGCGAUUGAAUAUAACUUCUAGUAACCCAACUUCAUUAACAGAUUUUAUCUUGGCAAUACCAUUGAAAAAUGAAAUCACAAUGCUUUGGGUUCAAUCCGUUUGUCACGCGCUCUUGAAGAAUAACCCUUACGAAGUGUUCUCGAUGUUUGCCGACCUUUUAAAAGAAAGCGAUAGGGACAAUCUGACGUCUUUUGGUUUGAUCCUCAGUCUUAUGGCCAUCGAAACGCAGAAAAUUGAAACUACCGAUGCUGUGGGAUUACGGCAAUGUGUCGAAGUUUGCCAAACGUACAUCGAUGGAAUAAAUAUUGAUGUAAAAGAAAUGGAUCAUAAAAUCUCAGAUACUACCAUUACGAACACGUCAUCGGUUGCUCUUUUAACUUCGAUGAAUUGCGCUGUUAGCACACUAAUUGGUUGUAUCAGUGAUGUGAAUAUCCAAAACUUGUACCUCGUUGAUGUAUUUUGUAUGCUUUUACUUGGAUCAACCAUUCCAAACUUUGUGAUCUCUACCUCGUCUGAUCUCGCACUUCAAUACAUAGCUCAGGUGCAAAGCGUCAGUUUGUCAACGUUAUUGGAAAAACGGGAUGUUUUGAUUAUACACAAAAUGUGGCACUGGAAGUCGAAAAUUAUGUCAGCCCCAAAGUUGCUCACGGCGUUCAUACUACGUACCGACAGUACAUCGGUCUUCAAUUCAACAAAGAAAAUUUUGCGCCAAAUGCUUACGGUUCUAGAUGAACAAAACGAGAUUGCGUCCGUUACAACAACUCUAUGUGCGAUGUCCGUUUUUGUGGAGUCCAUCCUAAAGUGGUUUCCGAAAAUCGACACUGAAAAGCUCGACUCCCAACCAAAUGAUUACAAGAAUCUUGAAAAUGAAGACGGGAAUCUUGAGCAUCUUUCAUUAAACGAUCCAGUUGCUCCUGAAAAGGAACAAGCACCGGAACCGAUUUUAAUGACGGAAGAAAUUUUGCGCAGAACUCAACACUUCCUUUUUUCGCCACAUGUUCCCGUCAAAGUAGAGUGUUUGCGUUUGCUUUCUGCCUCCCUUCGCGUUGUACGCUUAUAUGAAGAUGUUCUUCUUCCAAUGAUUCAUCAAAAUUGGUCCCCUUUGAAAAGUCGACUAAAUGAUGUCAGUCUUGUUGUUCGAUCAGAAGCCGUGAAGGUUCUUACUUGCUAUUGUCAGAUAGCUGGAUCUUUUGUUUAUCGUCGGGUGAGCAACGAUGCGUGGCCACAACUUACAAGAUGGGCGCAAAAUGAAUUGGGAAAAUCGCAAUACACUCAAUCUGAAAAGUAUCGCCUUCUUUUCGCCAUAGUUUCCAAUUCCGCCUUAAUUUGGUCGUCAAUUGGGUACAAAGCUGACGAUGCCGACACCGUUUUGCCUUUUCUGGAAAAAGUAUCUACUUGCUUUCAGUGUCCAAAUGAAUUACGGCUGGAAGCAAUAAACGCCAUCAACGUACUAAAGUGCCUCAUCAGCAAUGAUGAG